This is a messenger RNA of Laetiporus sulphureus 93-53, 1329 nucleotides long. RefSeq lists its product as uncharacterized. Bases 1 to 1329 code for a protein of 442 amino acids. The record is from RefSeq and is a predicted model, not a curated record. NCBI's taxonomy places the organism in Eukaryota, Fungi, Basidiomycota, Agaricomycetes, Polyporales, Laetiporaceae. Gene Ontology annotation, biological process: cytoplasmic stress granule assembly; nuclear-transcribed mRNA catabolic process, nonsense-mediated decay; regulation of mRNA stability. Gene Ontology annotation, molecular function: mRNA binding. Gene Ontology annotation, cellular component: cytoplasmic stress granule. The transcript is spliced from 4 exons.
AUGAACUCGAUGAGUCCAAUGGCCGCGGCUGAGGCACCCCAGAGGCGGGCUCACCUUUACGUUGGCAACUUGAGCCCAAGAGUCACCGAGUAUAUGCUUACCGAGAUCUUUGCUGUGGCCGGGCCCGUACAGCACGUCAAAAUCAUUCCGGACCGCAACUACCAGCACGGUGGUCUGAACUACGGCUUCGUCGAAUAUAUGGAUAUGCGAGCCGCCGAGACCGCUCUGCAGACGUUGAACGGACGAAAGAUCUUUGACACCGAGAUCCGUGUCAAUUGGGCAUACCAGGGUCAGCAAAACAAAGAGGACACGAGCAACCACUACCACGUCUUCGUGGGCGACCUCAGUCCCGAGGUCAACGACGAGGUCCUCGCAAAAGCCUUCAGCGCAUUCGGCACCCUCUCUGAUGCCCGCGUCAUGUGGGACAUGAACUCGGGCAAGUCUCGUGGCUACGGUUUCCUCGCUUUCAGGGACAAGACCGACGCUGAGCAGGCAAUCGCUACGAUGAACGGAGAAUGGCUCGGUUCGCGCGCUAUUCGCGUGAAUUGGGCUAACCAGAAGACGCAAGGCGGCCCGUCCUCUGCGUCUGCUGGGACUCCGCGCAUCGGAGGGAUAGGUGGUGGCGCGCCCGCGCCGAUCAAUUUCCAGGGCGGACCGUUGUCCUACGAGUCCGUCGUGCAGCAGACCCCAGCGUACAACACCACCGUCUACGUCGGCAACCUGGUUCCUUACUGCACGCAGGCGGACCUCAUCCCCCUCUUCCAGUCCAUCGGCUAUCUGUCUGAGAUCCGCAUGCAGUCCGAUCGCGGCUUCGCGUUCGUCAAGCUGGACACGCACGAGCAUGCCGCUAUGGCGAUCGUGCAGUUGCAAGGUCAGAUGGUCCAUGGUCGUCCCAUUAAGUGCAGCUGGGGCAAGGAUCGCGCUGACGGUGGCGGCUCCCUGUCUGCGGGCUCCCUGAGCCCCACGCCCACCGCAACCCCAUACACAAACAUGCCGAUGUAUGGCAUGCCUCAGCCGAACACUUAUGGCCAGUACGGCUUCGGCGCUUACGGUGGCUUCCCCAACCAGGCUGCGACAGGUACGCCAGGAGGUGCAGCGGCGGGCAUGGGCAGCCCUGUGGCGGGCACUGCGGGUAUGGCGAUUGGUGCGGGGGCUUCCACAGGUGGUGCGGAUCCUGCUGCUGCUGCCGCCGCCGCCGCACAGGCUGCUACGGGACAGUGGGCAGGCGCCGACCCUAGCCAGUACUAUUCCAACUACUGGGGAGGCUAUUAUGGACAGCAACCUGCCGGCCAGGGCGCGGCAGAUCCUCAGCAUCAGGGUACCGCUUAA